Messenger RNA from Hymenoscyphus albidus, 781 nucleotides. Lineage: Eukaryota; Fungi; Ascomycota; Leotiomycetes; Helotiales; Helotiaceae. The record is from the annotation of a GenBank genome assembly.
AUGGAAGAGGGAUUCAACAAGACUGUCGGCGGUCUGUUACAGUCAAUGCAGUAAGUGUUCUCCUUACUUCCUUUGCCUCAAAGAGUCCAGCUCAAUUGAAGUUUCAGAUGAUGUCUAUAUUGAGGCGCAAAAGACUGGAACUUCACCCGCUCUCUGCGCACCAAAUUCGACCUUCCAAGUGGGCUACCACAACUGUCAAGACUGUGUUCAGAAAUUUGGCGAUCCGACUGCUGCGAUCCCGUCCGAUUUUCAGCCUUUCAUAGAGUAUUGCGCCCAACCAGCUCAAUCGAUCACCUCCGCCGCAAUAACUGGUCCUACAUCCUCAAUAACAAGCUUCAGUUCACUACCAAACUUCACCGAAACGACGACCGCAACAGCGACCGUUUAUUUUACGUCAAGUCCUCCCGUCACUGCUUCUGUUGCCAACCUCCAAGCCGACGAAACAACUCUUCCCUCGCCAAUAAGCAAUUCAGAAACUUCAUCAACAAGCAAGAACCAUACCGGGGUAGCGGGAGCAGUUAUUAGUCCAGCAUUGGUCCUUCUUUCCGUUGCCUCUUUCUUCUUCAUGCGUCGGAGAAGAAAUCGAAAAGUACGUGAUGCCCAGGCAAUGAGAGAAAGGGGAGGGGAGGAUGAUAUAACAGGAUACAAGGCUCAAAUACAUGGUGAUAGCAUGGUAAAGGUUCACCAUGAGCUUCCUGCCGAGGACUGGCCAGAACUACCAGCAAGAGAACCCGUGGGAUCAGAGUUAGCUGGAGAAAGACCUGGGCAAAGAGAUUUCUAG